Messenger RNA from Phlebotomus papatasi, 1854 nucleotides. RefSeq names its product gastrula zinc finger protein XlCGF46.1-like. Gene Ontology annotation, biological process: regulation of transcription by RNA polymerase II. The transcript has a single exon. Gene Ontology annotation, cellular component: nucleus. Bases 345 to 1703 code for a protein of 452 amino acids. Lineage: Eukaryota; Metazoa; Arthropoda; Insecta; Diptera; Psychodidae. Gene Ontology annotation, molecular function: DNA-binding transcription factor activity, RNA polymerase II-specific; zinc ion binding; RNA polymerase II transcription regulatory region sequence-specific DNA binding. The record is from RefSeq and is a predicted model, not a curated record.
AUUUUUAUAAUUUAUUUAAAUACUUGAAAUUGUAAAACUGUUAUAACAUGUACAAAAUUUGGCAUAUACGAUCAGUGAUUCAGUGGUUUCUGCCAUUUACCUGAUGAGAUCGUUAAUGAAAUCGGUCGGCAACCGCAAUCAAGCUUAGUGAGAGAAUAAAUUGAAUAGAAUUGAAUUGCUAAAGAACUAAAAACAUAUGAAAAAGUUAGGUUAUGGAACCUCAAUGGACAGAAUCAAAGAGUACUAAAAGUGCUUUGCUCUCAAAAACUCUGUUUUCCCACAAAAGUUGCUAGUAUUACACUGAAUAUAAUCAAAAUAGUGUCCAGAAAGGAAUAGGAUGUGAGAUGGAGUGUAUUGCAGAAAACUGCCGUGCUUGUCAAAUUAAAAUUCAGAGAGAAUCUCAGAUAUUUAUCUUUGCCACAACCAAUCUCCCUGACAUCUUCCAAGAAACCACUUCCUUGGACAUCCACGAGAACGAUGGACUACCCAGAGUACUAUGUUCGAACUGCUACGGUCGUCUCCUGGAAGCCUACAACUUUCGCAAAAUGUGUUCCGCUGCAGCUCUGCACUUCCAACAAAUCCUGUCAAUGGAUAUUCCUGAGGAGAAAUACACACCACCUGGAGAUUUAAAUGACCCACUAAUGCUUCCAAAAGCAGAUCCAGACGACAACGAAGCAUCAGACUCUUAUCCGGAAAUGAAAUACUCCCCACCAUAUGGACAUAAUUCCCCCAGUGAAGUAUCCGAGAAGCCAUUUAUAGAGCAAAAGCCCCUGGAAGUACUUAAAGAAGACCCCGAUGAUGACAUUCCCUUGUCUACUCGAAAGACAAAGAAGGCUACCAAAAGACGCGACAAAUCUUCUGGAUCUCAGAAAAAGAAGAAACAAGGACUUCCCAGAGAAAAACUAAAUCUGGAAUGUAGCUUGUGCAAUUCAAAGUUUCGACGGAAGUUGCGUCUGGAGAUGCACAUGAGGCAGAAACAUCUGGGAUUGAAGCCGUGUCAGUGCAAAAUCUGUGGCAGAGGAUUCGGAAGAAUUACCGCACUUAGGGGUCAUAUGGGAACCCAACAUGGAGAGAAGAGAAAGUUCCCGUGUCCAGCUCCAAAAUGCAAGAAACAGUAUGAUACCGAAGAAGGUCUCAAUUGGCACAUGAAGAAGUGGCAUGAUCCGGAGAAUCCUAGAAAGCCCCCUACUAAAAUUUGGGUGUGUGAAGUUUGUGGGAAGGAGUGCAAGACGUCCUGUGCUUUGAAGCAGCAUAGUUAUAGUCAUGGAGUAAAACGACCAUUCGGCUGUACUGUCUGUCCACUGAGAUUCCGCGGUCGGACCCAGCUCAAAGUACAUAUGAUGCGACAUGAAGGGAUUAAGAAUUUUGAGUGUACGGUUUGUGGCCUCCGGAAGGUAACAGCUAAAGAGUUGAGAGUUCACAUGAACACUCACACAAGAGAAAUUACCUAUUCCUGCGAAUUCUGUCCACAUAAGACUGUUAACUUGGUCAAUAUGAAGCAUCACGUAAAGGUGGUACAUCAGGGAGUGAGGGACUUCCACUGUCCGCACUGUGAGAGAUCAUUCGGAAAGCCGGAGACCCUUAAGCAUCACGUGAUGACCCACACAGGAGAGAAGCCGCAUGCCUGCAAGGAAUGCGGGAAGAGAUUCAUCCAACAAACAGCCCUAAAGACUCACAUGAAGACUCAUCUCAAGUCUAAGUAAAUCGGAUCGUCCGGAAUUCUUCAACCCGAAGUAAACUUCCAGAAAUCUGGCAUUGCAAUUUCUUCUGAUCAAACCAAGGGUCGAUUUUCUCAAGUGAUUUACAAAGGAUUGAUUCUUUUAAAUAAAUAUAAAUAAAUCUUAAAAGCAGGUC